Molecule: messenger RNA, 2391 nt
Organism: Nerophis ophidion (straightnose pipefish)
Lineage: Eukaryota; Metazoa; Chordata; Actinopteri; Syngnathiformes; Syngnathidae
Gene: stxbp4
Product: syntaxin binding protein 4
Exons: 24
Coding region: 29-2185 (718 amino acids)
Biological process (GO): regulation of insulin secretion involved in cellular response to glucose stimulus; insulin receptor signaling pathway
Cellular component (GO): cytoplasmic vesicle
Molecular function (GO): syntaxin binding
Source: RefSeq, a predicted model, not a curated record
GAGCGCGGUCAAGCAGACAUGAAUCACGAUGGAAUGUCAACCAGCAGGUUUCGCUGCCGUCGACUCCCCUGAGACAUUGGUGUCAACACACCCGUGGACACACCCCUCCGACUAUCAGGAAGCUGAGAGGUUCAAUGGACUGUCGCUCCUCUACUGGACCAUCAUGGGCCCACACGGCAUCAGCCGAGCCGUCCACAGACUGGAGUUCUGCGACUGUAAGCGUGGCCUCGGCGUGAAGGUCAUCGGAGGCUGCCGAGACGUGACCGGGGAGGACUUUGGCGUCUACGUGAAGAGAGUGGUGGCGGGGGGACUGGCUGCCCUGGACGGUCGGCUUAAGUCGGGUGACCUGAUUCUGGAUGUCAACAACAUCAGCCUGAUCGGGGUCACCAGCGAGAGGGCGGUGGAGAUCCUGAGGACGGCGUCCUUGUCCAAUCACAUGUCUCUGCUGGUUACCAGGGACGACGAGUCCAGGCGGGAGUUUGUGGAGCUGAUGGAGAAGUACGGCUCCGGCCCGUUCGCAUCCUCAGGUGGCAUCUCGCCAACGCCGCCAUCAGCAGGGAAGUUGCCGGACACGUCGUCUUCCUCCUCCAGGUCUGAGAGCCCCCAGCUCCUCAGUCCCAAAGAGGGGGUCUCUAGCCACGCCCCCUCCUACAGCGACCACGUCAUCCAGCUGAUCUGCAUCGCCAAGGGGAGCGGACUGGGCCUGGUCAUCCAGGGGGGUUCCAACCGUGCUGAGGGUCCCAUGGUGUCCAUCCAGGAGGUGGUGUGUGGAGGAGACUGCCAGAAGGACGGCCGGCUGCAGGUGGGAGACCAGCUGGUGUCCAUCAACAAGGAGUCUCUCAUUGGAGUGACGUACGAGGAGGCCAGGAGCAUCCUGACACGCACCAGACUCAGACCAGAUCCCACCGUGGAAGUGGCUUUCAUCCGGCGGCGCACUUCCUCCAGCUCCGGCAGCGGGCCCCACAGUCCCAUCUCCGUGCAGGGCUGUGGAGCCCAAGCGAGGCCCCCGGGCCUGAUAGCAGGUCCGCCCCCACCAGUGGUGAACACUAAGAUCACGUCCUGCAGGAACCCUGCCAGUGAGACCCUGCCCACGCUCAACCUCAGCCAGGUCCGAGUGUCUGCGGCCAGACCAGAGCAGACGUCCACACCUGAGGCCGCUACAAACACAGAUGGCGCCAGCAGCGACGGUGCCGUGGUCAGACUGGAGCGACUGGAGCAGGCUCUGGACCUGCUCCGCCUGAAGCCCACAGAAGCUGAGCGGCAGGCGUUCAGGUCCCGACUCCAAGCAGACCCGGCCGGGACGGUGGCCUUCACAGACUUUGAGAAGCUGACCAGGGACGUGUUCAGGCCUCAGCCGGAGGAGCUGGGGUCAAAGUUCACAUCCGAUGACCUGUUAAGUCUGCUGGAGUCGCCCACUUGCCAGCGGGACUCAGAGGAAAUGGAGCGCGUGAGGAAGGAGCAGAUGGAGGCUGUGAGAGAGAUGAAGAGGCUGCAGGAGCAGCUGCUGGAAUCUCAGAGGGUCCACGUGCAGAUGCAGGAGGAGCUGGACCGAGUCAAACAGGAAGCAAGAGUGGGAGCGGAGGAGCUGCGUGGUCUCAGGGCCGGCAUGCAGCUGGCGGAGGAGGCCCAGAGGCAGGCGCGAGGCAUGGAGAUGGACUACGAGGAGGUGGUCCAUCUGCUGGAGGCUGAGAUCGCUGAGCUGAAGAACCAAAGAGGCCGGCAGGAAGACGGCGAGCAGCUGAAGAAGAACGUGGCCGUGCUGGAAUGUCAGCUGCGGAAGAGCGAGGCCGCCAGGAAGGCUUUUGAGACGUCCACAGAAAAACUGCUGACUUUUGUGGAGAAUGUGGAAGAGUUCCUGAGUGAAGGACUAGGACCCACCAAGACUUCCAGCUGCGACGGCGAGGUGAAGGCGGGGCCUGACAAUAAGAAGGCGUGGUCAGUGUCCUGGCUGCUGCAGGAGGCCAAGGACCUGAGCAGGAAUGUGCGGGGGAGCACCCUGGACGUGGACAGUCUUCCUUACGGCUGGGAGGAGGCCUACACGGCAGACGGGGUCAAGUACUUCAUCAAUCAUGUGACCCAGACCACCUCGUGGCGCUCACCGGGGACCAUGACGACCCCGCCCCCAGACGGCUCAAACGGCCAGCCGGACUGUCGGCGCGGAGCGUCCGUGGAGACGGAGAUGUAGACGGUGAUGGUGCUGUUGCCAUGGUGACACGGGUGUUAGCUGACAGCCAAUCAGAAGCCAGAAGAAAGGCCGCAGUGGAAAAGACACAAUAAGAAAGUGUGUACUUAAAAUGUUGGGUGAACACAUGAAUGACAUGACUGUGUGUAAAGUAGAGCAGGUGUUGGGUGGACACAUGAAUGACAUGAGUGUGUGAGAAGUAGAGCAGG